Molecule: messenger RNA, 1308 nt
Organism: Adineta ricciae
Lineage: Eukaryota; Metazoa; Rotifera; Eurotatoria; Adinetida; Adinetidae
Source: the annotation of a GenBank genome assembly
AUGUUGGCACUACUAAUCUCAUGUCCCACGCUAACGACAAUGCCAGCAACUGUUCGUUAUGAUAUGACUAUUUCUUCACCGGGAAUACUGUCCAAUUCAGGAACGUUGUUCUUAUCAUCAAAGGGACAUUUUAUUGCUCUAGUGACCAUUCCUGAUGUAGGUAGUCCACAAAGUGCUCUCCAAGGCGUAUGGUCUUCCUCACCAUGUGGAACUUCAAUAACUUUGACUGUACAAACGUUUUAUUUUCUCGAAUUUUCGAGAUUGUCUGUUAAUAACUUGACGUGUACCUAUACAUGUGGCACGAAUAAUGAUGUAUUACGCCGAUACAAUAAUAACAGUAUCGAAUCGAAGAUGUUACCGCUUCUUGUUCGUGUACCAACGAUGCGUUUAGGUCCAUCUCUAUCGCAUCAGGUUUUGAAACGAACGCAAUCAAUUGCUGUCAGCCAACGGGCAGCUAAUCGGCAACAACAGGCAUUAGUGCGAGGAGGAGUUGCUCUUGUUGCUAUCGGUGGUGCUGGAUACUUGCUGAAUAAAAUUCUCAAUAGUCCAACGACAAUGCCAAGUGGAACUUUAACCAAAUCUAAACAAGUGUCUUUUGCUGACGCUGUUGAAGCGAAUCGAGCUUUUUCAUCGGUUGUCAAAGGACAUUUACGUUCAACGUACGCACAUUUUGCUGGUGGUCUUGCAAUGACAGGCGCAUUUGCAUAUGUGUUCCAUCGAAAUGGAUUGGGAGCGCGUCUGAUGACAAUGAAUAAAUGGGCUUAUAUGGGUGUUACACUUUUGGGCUCAAUCGGUACGCUGUAUGCAACUAUGGCCAUUGAUGACCAACGUCAACCAGCACUUAAAUAUGGGGCAUGGGCGACAUUUAAUGGCAUUAUGGGUCUUUCGUUAGCACCAUUAUGUUUUAUGCAACCCGCUUUACUUGCGCGUGCUGCACUGGUAACGACGGGGCUCGUUGGUUCAAUCUCUGCAGUUGGUAUGACAGCACGCCGUGAACAAUAUCUAUGGAUCGGCGCUCCACUAAUGGCUGGUCUUGUUACUGUGGCUCUUGCUUCGAUUGGCUCAGUCUUCUUGCCAGCAACAGCCAUACGUGCUGCAUCGCUCUUAAAUUCCAUUUCGAUAUAUGGUGGAGUGGUUGUUUUUUCCGGUCUUGUUUUGUGGGACACGAAAAAAAUCAUCGCACAUGCAGAAGCAGCCCACGAUCAGAAACAAUUGUCACCAAUUAAUGAUGCGCUCGGUAUCUACCUGGAUUUUAUUAACUUAUUCAUUCGAAUUCUUUAUAUAAUGGACAGCCGACGACGAAAAUAA